Molecule: messenger RNA, 906 nt
Organism: Pseudocercospora fijiensis CIRAD86
Lineage: Eukaryota; Fungi; Ascomycota; Dothideomycetes; Mycosphaerellales; Mycosphaerellaceae
Exons: 2
Coding region: 1-906 (301 amino acids)
Biological process (GO): vesicle fusion; intracellular protein transport
Cellular component (GO): endomembrane system; SNARE complex
Molecular function (GO): SNARE binding; SNAP receptor activity
Source: RefSeq, a predicted model, not a curated record
AUGGAUUACUACCAAUUUGGUCUCACCGAGACCGGAGCGGCCCUAGUCUCGCCCGUGCCUGCCUGGCACGAGCACAUCUCAUCGCAUCGCGGAGCACAUCAAACCAUGUCAACCUCAGCGUAUCAGCUAUUCCUGCUCGCCGACCACCUCAAGCUCUCCCUCCUCGAGCGCCAACGAGCCAUAAGCCUAAACAUCGAAUCGACCCGACAAGACCGCCACAUUCGUCGAUCCCUCUCCCAGUUCCAAGACGGCAUAGAACAGCUCGAAUCGCAAUCCACAGAUCUGGGGGAAGCCGAAGACGACACCUCAGAUCUCGCACGACUAAAGACCCAAUAUGCCGACCUCUACUCGCAAUUCCACGGCUCGGCGCCUCCUUCCGCAGAAAUCAAGAAACCCAACCCAGCAUUAGCCAGCGACUUCGCCGCAGCACAAUCGAGACCCAGCAGAACAACAUCAUCACUGCAGAAAAACAACAAAAACGUGCGAUUCCACGACAACCCAGACGAACAUGACGCAGAAGCACAAGCCCACCGCGCAGCCGCCCUCUUCUCCGACCACCAAAGAUACCGCGACGAGCCUGAAGCACCCGAUCAAAGUCGCAUGGACAAUCCGCAAAUUCACACCUAUCAUAAACAAGUCCUGCGAGAACAAGACGAUCAGUUGGAAGUGUUGGGUCAGAGUAUCGGUCGGCAACGCAUGCUGGGGAUACAAAUGGGCAAUGAGCUGGAUGAACAGGUCGAGAUGCUGGAUGAUGUGGAACGAGGUGUGGAUCGGCAUUCGGCGACUUUGCAGCGUGCGCAGAAGAGGUUGGGCACGAUUGCGAGGAAGGCUAAGGAUAAUUGGAAUUGGGUGACGAUUACGAUUUUGAUGAUGAUACUUGUGCUGUUGAUUGUGGUGUUGAAGUGA